This is a messenger RNA of Thamnophis elegans (Western terrestrial garter snake), 1277 nucleotides long. RefSeq names its product fetuin-B-like. The record is from RefSeq and is a predicted model, not a curated record. Gene Ontology annotation, molecular function: metalloendopeptidase inhibitor activity; cysteine-type endopeptidase inhibitor activity. Bases 67 to 1119 code for a protein of 350 amino acids. Gene Ontology annotation, biological process: negative regulation of endopeptidase activity; binding of sperm to zona pellucida. Lineage: Eukaryota; Metazoa; Chordata; Lepidosauria; Squamata; Natricidae. Gene Ontology annotation, cellular component: extracellular region. The transcript is spliced from 7 exons.
CUCUGUCACAGCCUUGGUCUCCAGUUGUAGUUGCUGCCUUCUGCGAUUCUGCAAAAAAAUUCCAGAAUGGCCCUUUUAAUUUCAUUCUUAAUUGGGAUACAGCUGUUUCACGCAGCGGUUUCCGUUCCACUUCCCCAGUUUCUUCACGCAUCAUGCAACUCUCUGGAGGUAAAGACUGCAGCAGAACUGGCCCUCAACAAAGCCAAUAAAUAUAAGACAGAAGGUUACGUUAUUGGCCUGCAACGCAUUUUUGAUGCCCACAAAGCAACCGAGGGUGAUGAUUCUGUUUUCUUCCUCACUUUGGAUGUGUUGGAAACCAAAUGCCAUGCCUUGAGUAGGAAAUCGUGGAAAGAGUGCGAGUUUAGACGUCCGUACGAGACUGUCUUUGGCCAAUGCAAAGUAAUAAUUAAAGUCAACAAGAAUUCAAAUGAUACGUUCAUGUACAGAAAUGACUGCAUUUUACACCCUCAUUCUAGUCCUUCUUGCCCUGGCUGUCCAAUUCGCCAAAAUCCAUCUGAAGAGAGGUUUCAGGAAAUAGCAAGAGAAAGCCUGGCCAAAUUCAAUGCUGAACAUGAACACGAUCAUUAUUUUGCCAUUGUUAAGGUCACCAAAGCAACUUCACAGGUGGUGCAUGGUAUUUUGAACGCUAUAGAAUUCACCAUCCAUGAGACUUCCUGUCGUAAAAGUACACCUGUGUCUAACCUCACUCAAUGCCCUCUCCUCCCAUCUUCAACUGCAGAGAGAGGCCUGUGCAAAGGCUCUGUGAUAGGCAGAGCGGAUGAAGAUUCCAAAAUUUUCACUGCAAAUUGCCAAUUAUUUCCACAUGCGUCCGAGUCGGAAGAACAAGAGAUACAUCAUGUUACUUCCACAGACACACCAACAAAACAGAAGGAAGCAGAGGUACCGGCGGUCACCCAUCAUCCUCCGAGCAAGCGUGCUGUGCCGGAUGUUCAGGAGCCAAAUCCAACCUUUUACCCCACUCAUGUUUCUCAUUUAAGCAAGUCAGCCAUUCCUUCCUUCCCCAAAGGACUUUCACAAUCACCUUCUUGCCCAGGUGAGGUUGCAAUACAGAUUCCUGGUCUUCAACUACCUUCACAACCAAAUGAUGAACUUAUCUAAACAAAGAGUGAUGUACAACACUGAAAACUUUAUUCGGAAAUCUUUCCUCCCUCCCUCCUUCCCUCCCUCUCUCCCUCUCUCCCUCCCUCCGUUCCUAUCGCAAGAACAGCAACUGCUUUUCUGCUCAAGAAAAUAUUAAAAACAUUCAAUAAAAGAAA